CCCUGGCUGAUAACUACUUAGGCUAGGAUCUGUGCGGCCCCUCUCGGCGCCUGCGGGAGAAUACCCUGGAAUUCAAAAUCAGCGUGCGGGAGCGCGCGUCGGCCACCAUACUCUGGGUUUACGGGAGCUCGCUGGGGACAAAAUCCCUCACGCUUUUCGAGGGCCGGUGUCCCCACGGAGAGGCAAGAAUUAAGAGAAGCGGUGAAACUAAGUCCAAGACGGGGAACGGCUCCGGUUAGAAUGAGGGGAAUAAAGAGGAUAUCCUUAGGGGAGUGAUGGGUGGGGACCUACCGCAUAGGAGCGUGGCGACGGCCGAAGACACUGAGGGACUGGCAGGCGAGCUCACCCUAAGGGAUGAUUGGACGAUACCAUCUACGGGAGGGGGUUGGGGCGAUACCAUCUUAAGGGUGAGAGGGGGGGUGGCAAAGAACUGAGACUUGGAAGGUGCCACGCGGCGGAGGCAGGCGCGUGUGGGAACCCGAAGGGACUGGGCAGUCCCCCAUAGCCCCACUUUCCUUCCCCAGCCGUCCUUCUGCCAUGAGCGGUCUAGUGCAGACCGAGCCGCUGCUCGGGGAGCCGCCUCUGCUGGUGCGCGGCGACCCCUACUCGGUGGUGGUCCUUCUGCAGGGCUAUGCGGAGCCCGAGGGGGUGGGCGACGCGGUGCGCGCCGACGGCUCCGUGACGUUGGUGCUGCCUCAGGCCUGGGGCCCGGCUUCCAGCCACCGAGAGUCCCCGCCCGAGGGCGGCGGGGCGAAGACCGCCCUGGAGGAGGCGGCCCGUGGUCCCAUCCUCGUAGACACCGGGGGCCCUUGGGCCCGGGACACACUCCUGGGGGCCCUGGCGCGGCAGGGCGUGGCCCCCGGAGACGUGACUCUGGUGGUGGGCACCCAUGGACACUCGGAUCACAUCGGGAACCUGGGGCUGUUUCCCGGGGCGGCUCUGCUGGUCUCUCACGACUUCUGCCUCCCCGGGGGCCGCUACUUCCCCCACGGGCUAGGUGAGGAGCGGCCCCUGCGGCUGGGGCCGGGGCUCGAGGUGUGGGCCACGCCGGGCCAUGGGGGCCAGCGGGACGUGAGCGUAGUGGUGGCGGGCACGGUCUUGGGCACCGUGGUGGUGGCGGGCGAUGUGUUUGAACGCAGUGGAGACGAAGACUCGUGGCAAGCGCUGAGCGAAGACCCGGUGGCCCAGGAGCGGAGCCGGAAGAGGGUCCUAGGCACAGCGGACGUGGUUGUGCCUGGUCACGGAGCCCCCUUUAGGGUGGUCAGGGAAGCCCCUCAACCACCGAACUGACGUCCAGGAGAACAGAGGACCCAGUCGGCUGAGUCGGAGGAAUCAGGGGUGAUGGCUUCCAGCUGUCGCAAGAAGCUGGUUUUCCAGCAAGGACAGUCACCGAUAUCACUGCAACCAAACUAGGACCAAGCACUGACUCAGCCGUGUGCCACCUCUUUGGGCCUCCGUAAAAUGGGAGAGUGUUCUUGGGAGAGUCGUCCAAAAUAAAAAUAGAAAACUGUA
Felis catus (domestic cat) is the source of this 1512-nucleotide messenger RNA. It is a transcript of the gene MBLAC1, whose product is annotated as metallo-beta-lactamase domain containing 1. Bases 538 to 1290 code for a protein of 250 amino acids. NCBI's taxonomy places the organism in Eukaryota, Metazoa, Chordata, Mammalia, Carnivora, Felidae. The record is from RefSeq and is a predicted model, not a curated record. The transcript has a single exon.